Molecule: messenger RNA, 3258 nt
Organism: Selaginella moellendorffii
Lineage: Eukaryota; Viridiplantae; Streptophyta; Lycopodiopsida; Selaginellales; Selaginellaceae
Product: pentatricopeptide repeat-containing protein At4g33170-like
Exons: 6
Coding region: 996-2627 (543 amino acids)
Biological process (GO): RNA modification
Molecular function (GO): protein binding; RNA binding
Source: RefSeq, a predicted model, not a curated record
AACAUUGAAGCAUUGAGAAAUGAUUAACACGCCACUUCAAUCAGAAGCACACAAACAACCAUGAAGGACGCAUUGUAAGAGAUAAAUUAGUCCGUGCAGAGAUAGCACACGCCAUCACGGCAUAGUUCGUAGAUGUAUUGGCCGGCCUCCACCCCUCCCCAGGGUUUAGUGAACGAUAUCUUGCGGCCGAGGAGAACUGGGAGAAAGCUCUAGCUAGUUAAUUGAUCGAGAAGGCGAGAACAUUGCCUACGAAGUGGUAGAGGUUUGUCUCAAUAUUAGUGGACUCUUACGCUCGCUUCUCAGCAUUUUUCGAGACACUUCCAUUGUUUCUCUUCUUUUGGGACUGAUAGUUUUUGCAGGGUAAUCCAGCACAGAAUUGGCACCCGGCCAGAUCGCAAUCUUUCGGAUGCUGUGGACGCCCGCCAGAGGUGCUUCCUUCACUCGCUUUCAGACAAGGACCGCUUUGUUCUUCCAUUUGACGAGCCAUUCUUAGCUAUGGCCCGUACCAGAUACUGGCAAGUUCAUCCUGAAGGUUUUUGGACCAUAAACUGCGUGUACAGCUCGGAGAACGAUGGAGCGUCCUUCAAAUGGGCGUAAGUCGUAGCUUGCUUAGUUUCCACGUUUCGCAGGCGUGGCCAUCUCUUCGACUAUGUACCCGCCGUUGCCAUAUAUGAAAUGUGCGUGGAAGAGCCUCUUGCUACGGUUAAAUUAUCUUCCUUUCAUCAUUCGUACACGCUCGAAAGAUUACCUUGGGUCUCAGGAGACAAUGAAGGCCGCGGAAGAGCUCUACCAACAAGGAUUCAUCCGCUAUCCCCGGGCUCAGUCAGAUUACUUUUCGGAGAGCACUGCUCUUCGAGUGUGUGUUGCAUAGGUUCCUAGUCACCUUGAGCUGAUAUCGACAAAGCUCACCCGCCUGUAGUUCUACAGAGGGAUGCUUGCAUUGCAAAGCUCCUUGAGAAUUUUUAACUUGGAAACUUUGGAAAACUGAGAUAGUAAUGGCUGCUUUACAAAAUCCUCCAGAAACACUUUGGACCAGGAAAACAUUUACGAAGCAGGAACAACACCAGGACAUAGCGGUGCUGAUAAAUGCCUUGAAGCAGUGCAGACGUUCAAAGGACCUGGAGAAGGGACGGAAAAUUCAUGCAGAAGCAAUCGAAAGCGGCAGCAUCUCGAACAUUUACGUGUCAAACACUCUGAUCGACUUCUAUGCAAAGUGUGGGAGCAUGAACGAAGCUCGCAGUGUGUUCGACAAGCUGCAAGCCCGCGAAGUGGUGUCCUGGAAUACUCUAGUGAUGGGCUACGUGCGAAACGGACAGAGUGACCUCGGCUUGGAUUUAUUUUCAGCCAUGCUGGCCGAGGGCUGUGCUCCAAACGGCAGAACUUUCGUUGCUGCGCUCAAGGCUUGUCUCGGUCUGGCUGAGAACGAAGACGGCAAGAAGAUCGACGGCAAAUGGAUGAAGGCUAGAUCUCUGGAGCAAGUAAUGGCACUUCAUGUCCUGGCUGUGAAUUACGGGUGCGAGCUCGAACUUUUCGUGGCAAGCAGCCUGGUUGACGUUUAUGCCAAGUGCGGGGCCUUGCGAGAUGCUCAAAGAGUUUUCGACAGGAUGAAGUUUCGUGGGGUAGUUUCAUGGACUGCUUUGAUGCUCGGGUACAUUGAAAGCGGGAAAUCCGAAGUUGCCAUGAAGCUAUUUCCUGGCUUGCUAGCACAGGGGUGUGGGACUGAUGCUCGGGCUCUUGUUGCGGUGCUGAAAGCCUGCACCAAUGUUGCUGCUCAAGAGGAAGGAACAAAAGCUGGCGAUGGCAAGGUCGUGAAGUUGGUUCUUUUGGAAAGAGGCAUGGCUAUACACAGAAAGGUUUUGAGGAGUGGCACCUUGGAUAUCUUCGUCCUCAACACGCUUGUGGACUUGUACGCUUCGUGUGGGAGCAUGGUGGACGCUCAGAGAGUCUUCGAUACAAUGCCUCGACGUGAUGCCGUGUCCUGGAACGUUUUGAUGCUGGGCUACGUGCAAAACCAGGAGUUUGCUGCCGCUCUCAGCGUGUUCUCGCUCAUGAUGCAAUCCCGGGACAGCACUCCAAACUACUUGACGUUUGUCGCUGGAUUGAAGGCUUGUGGGAAGUUGAUGGUUUCGGAGACUGGAAGACGAGUUCAUGCGGAGCUUUGCAGGCGUGGCCUGGAGAACGAUGCGGUUCUAGCAGCUUCACUGGUGGACUUUUAUGGGAAGUCCGGAAGAAUGGUGGAUGCGGAGGUUGUGUUUGAUGCUACCGUGAAAAGGGAUGUUGUGACAUGGACUGCUCUAGCAGUGGGCUACUGCCGGCAAGGAAACACCAAGCAAGUUCUUGAGAUCUUCCACAGAAUGCAAGAGAAAGGACUACAGCCUGACGGGAUAAUGUUUCUCUCCAUCUUGACUGCGUGUAGUCACGCUGGUAUGGUAAAUGAGGCUAAGCUCCUUUUUGAAGUGAUGCGGUCGAAGUAUGGGGUCAGCCCGGACAUUGAGCACUACCACUGUAUGGCAGAUCUAUUGGGACGUGUAAGCCAAGUCGACGAAGCGGUGGAUGUGGUAAAAACCAUGCCCUUUAGAGCGAAUGUUGUUACGUGGACCACGGUGCUGGGUGCUUGCCGGAAGUAAAUUUCACUUGCGUUAUGUGAUUUUGACGUGGAGAUUACCGUCAUGCAGAGUUCUUUUUAUCAGCAAAGGAAGGUAUUCCUUCGGGUCUCCAAAGAGAAGCGAGGGACAUACUUAUCCAAUUAUCUAAGUGAGCUACUCGUCAAGCCAAGGUCAAAAAGGUGCUAGAGAAACAAUCAGGUUUCUGAAAUGUGGAGAGGAGUGGUUUCAGCUAUGAGCUUUUGAGUUUUCCGUGAUUAACUGGAGCACUUUAGUCGUGCUAGCAGCAAACCCGCACAGGAGAAGCUGAAGGCCUUUAGAAGCAUUUCCCAUAUGAAAACCUAUGGAAGUAUGGGGAGUGUUUGACAAGGUAGAACACGAUGUGAUCUCAUGAAUAGAGUAUGCUCAGAAUACACAGCCUGGAGUUAUUUGCAACAAUGGCUUUCCAACAGCAUUCAGCCAAAACUCGCUGAGCGUCCGCUGUUGAGAAGAGUAUUUAGCUCUCCCUUGAGAAGCCUUCACAGGCCAAGCUUCUGUGAACUCCUGUUUCUCUGCUAGCCAUGCACGGUCAUAGUGAGCAGAUUUUAACAAGCCUUCCUCAGGUGUUGGUUUAUUUAUCAGCUGAAUGUGACUUCAGUAGUCUAGCUUUUGAGUC